AUGAAAAUUGUAUUUGUUUUUGUAUUUUCAUUAGCAACAUAUGGAUAUCGGUGUGACUGUACUCCAAAUGGCACUGACACUGACGACGGAUUUACUCCUUCAAAUUGUUCAGUAACAACAAAUUCGAUCUGUUUUUCUUUAAACUUUAAUUUUUCAUCUGAUAUAUUCAUGUUUCAUAAAUUUGUCAUUAUUAAUAACAUAAAAUUUUAUUCACAUGAAGAAAAAUGGUACAACAUUCAAACUCUUACAAUUGCUUCAGAUUCUAUUUUUUCAAAUACGAUCAAUUUGCAUAGCAACCAAACACUUAUCAUAGAGCCAAAAGCUACAAUACAUGUGAUUAAAAAUACAAUUAUGUUUGGAAAGUUGUCCAUUGCUGGAAACCUCAAUUUGAUUGAUCCAGAAUUAAACAACCCACGAAUCAUCAUGUGGAAUUCAACUUACCUCCACCUCAAUUAUAACUACCAAGGAAGAUUAAAAUUUGAUAUAACGAAUCCAACAGACAACACAAAGUGUUUUGAUGUCAUUUCACUUAAUAACGAAUCCAAUAUAGACAUUAAUACAAAUCCAACCCAUAUCACAUCAGACACGUUUAAAUACUCAUUCAACUUUACAAUGGGGAAGGGGUACCUUAUUUCAAAUAAAAAGUUAAUUCGAUUUUGCCCAAAUGGUACACCACUUGACAAAGACGUUGUUUGUAUGUUGAAAACAAAUAUGUACACUUCAAAAUCACCAACCACAAUGGAAGGUGCAUUUGAUUAUCCACAUUGUCCGUGUAAUAACGAUGGUGGUGUGAAUUGCAAACUCAAAUUAUCAAAUAAAUUUAAUUGGUUUGACAUGUUUAAUAAUGAUCUUAGUGGCACAGAAUUGAUGAUAGAUCGUAGUAUUGCUAUUUAUAACUUUAAGAGUUCAAAACAAGUCACUAUCGCUGAUGAUGUAGAAUUAACAUUUCAUACAAAAAUUGUUAAUGAUUUAGUGUUUUUUUUCACUUUUGGAAAAGUUAAAAUUUCUUUGUUUGAUGAUUCUUCUUCAUUCAUUUAUUCAACUGUGUCAAAUACAAUGUCGUGUAAUGGUGCUUCAUAUUACGAAUUUUUUUUAAACCAAAACAUCACCAAAUUAAAUAUUGACUGCACUGGAAGUAUAAAAACACUUUGUUUGUAUGAAAACACGAAUGUUUUUAUUUCUAAAAACACAACUUUGGUUCAAAUCGUUCAAAUUAAUUUCAAUGAAAAUGGAAAGAAUUUUGUAUUCUUGGAAAACGCCAGUAACAACAACGCAAUGAAAUAUUGUUAUCUUUUUGAAAUGACAAAAGGUGGUUUAACGUGCCUCAUGUGCGACUAUAAAUAUCGACUUGUAGAUGGAGCAUGUCUACCUCUUGACGAAAAUUGUGAGACGUACAACAAAAACAACAAGUGUGUAUUGUGCAAAAUUGGGUAUGUUUUAAAUGAACAAUCUGAAUGUAUUAGUUCAGAAAUAUGUUCAUAUGGCACAUCAGCUAAUUGUUACAAAUGUCAAGAUAGUUACAUAACAAAUGAAAACAAAUGUGUGUCGGAUACCAAGUGCCAACACAGUGAUGGGAGUGUAUGCAUCAAUUGUCACAACGGAAACUCAUUUGACAAAUGCGAGAGCUGCACAUCGCAUUGUCGUUUGUGUAAAAACGAGAAGUGUUCUAUUUGCGAUAACAACUUUAUAUUAAAAAAUGAAAGUUUCUGUGUUGAAAUGGAAGGUGGAGUUUCAAAUGGAAUAUCGACUGUUUGGUGUAAUGACAAUUAUUACAUUGCAAAUGGUGUCUGUUACAAUUGUUCAUCAAACUACAUACACUCUAUAUUAUGUGACAAAAGCAAUAAAAUCACAUGUGAAACCAAUUAUAUUAUUACCAAUGAAAGACAAUGCACGUCACUUAUUUGUACAAAUGAAACAUUUAAAGAAGAAAAUGGGAUGUGUGUUUUAGCAAAAGAAGAUUGUGUUUUUAUUGUGAACAACAAAUGUUUGGAAUGUGAUAAUAAUUACAUUCUUAACGACUCUGAUAUUUGUGUAAAUGUUAUAAAUGACACAUCUUUAACUAAAUGUGUAUUGUAUAACAAACAUAGCUGUAUUUCAUGUGACAUUGGGUAUUACUUGUUAAUUGCAAAAUGUUAUUUAUGUUCUGAGAAUUGCACAAGUUGUAUUGAAAGUGAUACAAAAUGUCUGUCAUGUAAGUACGGGUUUUAUAUUGGAGAAAAUUACACGUGUUUGCCAAGCACCGAGCUGUUGGGAAAAUGUGACAAAAUAUCACAAAUUACUGGUGGGUGUUAUCAAUGCAAAGAUGGGUAUUACAGAGUUGGUAUGGAUUGUGUUGAAUGUCUUUCUAAUUGCUCAACAUGCAACACAAAAGACGCGUGUUUGACUUGUAAUUUGACAAAUUACAAAACAACGAGUGGAAAGUGUUUGCCACAAAACAGUAUUAUUGGGUGUGCUGUUGAAGUCACACAAAAUGGGUGUAACAAAUGUUUGAGUGAAUAUUACACUAUUAAUGACAAAGAGUGUGAAAAAUGUAACAACAACUGUACAACGUGUACACAACAUGAAAAAUGCACAUCUUGUGUUAAAAAUAAGGUUUUAUUUGAAAGUGGACUUUGUCUUGAUAUUUCAUUUGUACCAGAAUGUAUUGAAGUAUUAAACUCGAAAUGCUCCAAAUGUGCAUUCUGGCACUCUCCCAAUAUAACCGGAACGUUGUGUGACAAGAAAGUAGUUUGGUGGGUACUUCUUGUUAUAAUUUUGUUUACAAUUAUAAUGAUGAUAUUAUAUGUAUUAUUAAUUGUAUUUACAGUGAAAUACAUUGAAAAGAAAAUACAUCAAAAACAGCUUGCAAAAACAACAACAAGUUUUAAAAUGAGUCAUUCGAACAUUUCUUUUGUUCAACUGAGCGAUGGCAUUGUUGUCAAUAAAACAGAAAUUAGAUUUGGUUGUCCUGAUGAACCAGUCAAAGUCGGCGCUGAUAGUCGUGAGUUGAUAUGUGUUGGCAACUCGUCGAAACAACAUUUGAAAAUUCAAUUUUCGACAAAGGAGAACACUGCAAAAUACACGAUCAAAACAGAACCCAAAGUUGUAUCUUUAUCACAAGGAAUGGCAGUCGAAUUUGAAAUAUUUGUUGAACCAAAAUGUUCAUGUAAAAUUAAUGAUAAAAUUGUGCUUUUUUCAAAAGGAUUAAAAGAUGGAAUUACAAACAACAACCAAUUAACUUUGCGCGUUUUUACUGAGAUGUCAACACAUCUUGACCCCGACGAGUUAAUUGAAGAGAAGAAACUUGGUGAGGGGUCUUUUGGAAUUGUCUACAAAGGAUCUUUUAGAGGAAAUUGUGUGGCUAUUAAAAAGAUGAAGGAAUUAAAAGAAGAUGUUGAUGAAAUAAAUGACUUUACCAAAGAAGUUGAAAUGCUUGACAAAUUUCGGAGUGAAUAUAUCGUCCAUUUUUAUGGAGCUGUGUUCAUACCAAAUAAGGUGUGUAUGGUCACUGAGUUCGCACAAUAUGGAAGUUUACAAGAUUUAAUGAAACACAAAACAUAUGACGAAGUUGACAUGAAACUUCGAAUUAAAAUGAUGUUGGACGCAUCAAGAGGGAUUUUUUAUUUACACGAAAACGGCAUUUUACAUCGAGACAUUAAACCAGACAAUUUACUUGUGUUUUCAUUAAAUUUAAAUGACAAAAUAAAUGCUAAAUUGACUGACUUUGGAUCGUCGAGAAACAUCAAUACGCUGAUGACUAACAUGACAUUCACUAAAGGUAUUGGAACACCAAUUUACAUGGCGCCUGAGGUGUUAAACAAAGAGAAGUAUAAGAAGGCUGCAGACAUUUAUUCGUUUGGCAUAACAAUGUAUGAAGUGUUUGGAUGGUGUAAAGCGUAUCCAAUUACCACAUUCAAAUUUCCGUGGAAAAUAGCAGAAUUUGUGACUGCUGGAGAACGACUUGAGAGAAGAGAGAACAUUCCAGAAAAAUUAUAUCAACUGAUAGAAAUGUGUUGGAAACAAAACCCAAAAGAAAGAGAAACAACUAUAAAUAUCGUUGAUUUUAUCCAGAGAAGUUAUAAUUCAAUAUAA
Molecule: messenger RNA, 4071 nt
Organism: Entamoeba invadens IP1
Lineage: Eukaryota; Evosea; Mastigamoebida; Endamoebidae
Product: protein serine/threonine kinase, putative
Exons: 1
Coding region: 1-4071 (1356 amino acids)
Biological process (GO): protein phosphorylation
Molecular function (GO): protein kinase activity; ATP binding
Source: RefSeq, a predicted model, not a curated record